Molecule: messenger RNA, 1848 nt
Organism: Hevea brasiliensis (rubber tree)
Lineage: Eukaryota; Viridiplantae; Streptophyta; Magnoliopsida; Malpighiales; Euphorbiaceae
Product: protein PIN-LIKES 6
Exons: 11
Coding region: 380-1630 (416 amino acids)
Biological process (GO): endoplasmic reticulum to cytosol auxin transport
Cellular component (GO): membrane
Source: RefSeq, a predicted model, not a curated record
CAAUCCUAGCUGCAAUUCUUAGAUUAUUUUUUUAUGUAGCUGAUUUUAUCUGCUACUGUAGAAUUCUUUUCAAGUUCAAGUGAAUUCGGUGAAUUUUGGUUGGAUUUUUCUGCAGUGAUUGUGUUCAUAUUUUUGUUGUUUGCGUUCUUUCGAAUUCUAGUCUUUGUUAUAGUUGUAAUUCGGUAAGGAGAGGCGUUGGCUCUGUCUCAACAAAACAUUUUCUUUUUUUCAGUUUUGUCUCAGGAAAGCAUUUAAGCAGAUGCUGUUGCAUUUACUUAAUUGAAAUUCUAGAUUUUGGUGGGAUAGGCCGAGGAUUUUCUGCUUUCUGAGGCAGACUUGGCUGAAGCGUGGAAAAUUGGGAGUUUUUAAAAGUUAAGAGAUGUCUCACGCCAAGGAAAGGUUUUUAUCUGCAGUAGCUUCCUCCUUGGAAAAUCAGGCGGCGGGAGAGUCGGUGAUCGGCACCAUCAAAAUUGCUGUUUUACCCAUAGCAAAAGUUUUUACGAUGUGCUUUUUGGGAUUUCUCAUGGCCUCCAAAUACGUUAACAUUUUGCCUGCCAAUGGAAGAAAGCUCCUUAAUGGGUUGGUUUUUUCGCUUUUGCUUCCUUGUUUGAUAUUCUCUCAACUGGGGCAAGCUGUUACAUUGAAGAAGAUGUUGGAGUGGUGGUUUAUUCCCAUGAAUGUUGUUCUGGCCGCUAUAUCAGGCUCGCUAAUAGGUUUUAUCGUUGCAUAUAUUGUUCGCCCUCCAUACCCAUUUUUCAAGUUUACAAUCAUACAAAUUGGAAUUGGGAACAUCGGGAAUGUGCCACUUGUCCUGAUUGCAGCUCUAUGCAGAGAUAAAUCUAAUCCUUUUGGUAACUCAGAAAAAUGUAGCACAGAUGGGACUGCCUAUAUCUCAUUUGGCCAGUGGGUUGGUGCAAUCAUCCUAUAUACUUAUGUAUUUCAUAUGUUGGCAUCUCCUCCUGAAGGUACGUUUGACAUUGAGGAUGGAAUUCUUCCACUUAAGAGCCCUCCAAAAGAUCCUGAGCAAGUGCCUCUGCUUACCCAGGAGGAGGAUGUACCUAUAGAUUCAAAUGCUUCAAAGAAAGGAAAGAUAAAACAAUUUCUAGUUUUUCUAUAUGAGAAUUUGAAGCUCAAGCAAAUCCUUCAACCCCCUAUUAUUGCUUCUAUCCUAGCCAUGUUCCUUGGUGCAGUACCAUUUUUGAAGCGAUUGAUCUUUACAACUGAUGCUCCACUUUACUUUUUUACUGACAGCUGCAAUAUUCUUGGGGAGGCCAUGAUUCCAUGUAUUUUGUUGGCUUUGGGAGGCAACCUUGUUGAUGGACCAGGGAGUUCUAAACUUGGUUUACGGACAACUGCUGCUAUUAUUUUUGGUCGGUUAGUUUUGGUGCCUCCUGUUGGACUUGGCAUUGUUACGUUGGCUGAUAAGCUUGGCUUCCUUCCUGCUGGUGAUAAGAUGUUCCGGUUUGUCCUACUUCUUCAACAUUCAAUGCCUACGUCUGUCCUGGCAGGUGCUGUGGCCAAUCUGAGAGGUUGUGGAAGAGAGGCUGCUGCUAUCCUGUUCUGGGUUCACAUUUUUGCCGUUUUCUCAAUGGCUGGAUGGAUAGUUCUUUAUAUUAACAUUCUCUUCUGAGUUGCAGAACUGCAGCAAUCUGUUACUGAAAUGUACCUACCCUCUUUGUUGCGAUUUAUUUCAUUGUUAGUGUUAAUAGCUAAGUGGGGUGGCCAAAAAAAUUCAAAAAUCUCGUGGGAAUGAGAGGUUGUCAAUAGCAGUUUUUUUCAGACAAAAUCUUUAUCAACUUCGAUUGUCAUUCUCAUACGUAAGAUAAGCGAAUCAUUUUUGUUGUUUUC